AUGAAGGGAAAGAUUAUCCGAGGAGACGACCACCAAAACAGAGACUUGCAAACGUUCCCUCUAAGGAAAGCAGUGCCUUAUGGCUAUAGACUCAAGCAGCGUUGGAAGUUGGCUGGACAAGCAGAAUCGCCAAUCAUGCCCUCGAUUCCUGGGGCUCCUACUCAUUCUCCGUCUGGGUCCACCAAAGCCAAGAAUUCAGCCCAAGGCUUCUUUACACUAGCAAAAACCCCAACGAUUACAGCUCCCAGCGUUUUUCCGCCACAAACUCCGUUUCCAUCCUACUCGCCAACCAAGUCCCCGACAAAAUGGCCCACAUCCUAUCCAAAACCAGAUCCGACGCCAUAUCCUACUCCUGAGCCUACAAAACCCCCGACGAAGCCUCCAACUCCUAGUCCUACAAAACCUCCAACAAAGCCUCCAACUCCAGGUCCAACGAAACCUCCCACGCGCCGACCUACUCAACAGCCUGUUAGGGUACCAACAAAUACAUUGUCAUAUGUCGGAGACAAUGAUACUAACAGGAACGGGUUCCCGCUUUCUAUGUGUGAGGGGGAUUGCGACAGUGAUAACGAUUGCAUGGACAAUUUGAUUUGUAUGCAGCGUAGUGGAACACAGCCAGUACCUGGGUGUAAUGGAAGUGGAGAUAGUGCGAAGGACUACUGCAUGGAUCCAUCAUUGACGCAGGCCCCAACAGACAAACCAACUAUGCCUCCACAAAGCAAUUCUGGGAGCUUCAUGCUUCGCCUCUAUUGGCAGAGCUCUUACUUUUGGCAGGAAACACACAAGGAAACCUGGUGGUGCCUUGAGUGCACAAAAUGUGAUGAGUUUUCCUUGGGCGAUGGGCCCAGACACGGUUGCGUUGUACCCGGGAACAACGGAGGCUCCUGUCAAGAGGGUCAUACAAUCUGGAUCCGCAAGUGCACAGACACUCGAAGAAAUUUCAAGUGGCAAAUCUUGAAAAAUAGUGGAUCUGGAGACCAAAUUCGAGCUGCUGGAUCCAAUCUAUGUCUUUCAACUGUAGGCAACCGAUUUAUUGAGAUGAAGAAAUGCAACAGUGGUAGCCAGAACCAACUGUUCAAGCCAAUUUCGGAUAUUAAUCGGUUCGAGAUGCGACCAUACUAUCAGCGCAAUUGGUCAAUGAAUGAUGCAAAAUGCCUUAGUCAGCUUCACCACCCCAAGGACAAGGAGUUGGUCGGGUUACACCGAUGUCAGACAGCAAAGGAUCAUGAAACUGUCUAUUGGGAGGAUUACUAUCGUUAA
This is a messenger RNA of Cylindrotheca closterium, 1260 nucleotides long. NCBI's taxonomy places the organism in Eukaryota, Bacillariophyta, Bacillariophyceae, Bacillariales, Bacillariaceae. The record is from the annotation of a GenBank genome assembly.